Desarmillaria tabescens is the source of this 1252-nucleotide messenger RNA. RefSeq lists its product as uncharacterized. The coding region runs from base 139 to 984 and encodes 281 amino acids. NCBI's taxonomy places the organism in Eukaryota, Fungi, Basidiomycota, Agaricomycetes, Agaricales, Physalacriaceae. Gene Ontology annotation, cellular component: membrane. The record is from RefSeq and is a predicted model, not a curated record. The transcript has 4 exons.
CACGAGGCCCCUCCUUGUUUUGAACUCUCACCACGUUCAGCAGACCUCCUACUGUAGGACCUCUUUUGUUUGACGUGUUCUCUUUUCUCUUUUCUCGACUGUUCUGCUAGACUUUGUGCAUAUACCAUACACUAUACAAUGCCGCCACCACCACGGAAUUUUAUCAUUGGGGUAGCCAGUGCCGUCGCUGGCGUUGCGUUGGCGCCUGUCAUUCUGCCCCCCGCUUUGGGUGUUGUCGGCUUCGGUGCAGCAGGUCCUGUCGCCGGCACACUCGCGGCUGCUAUCCAAAGCGGCAUUGGCAACGUCGCUGCUGGGAGUGCUUUUGCGGUGGCACAAUCUAUCGGGAUGGGAGGAGCUAUUCCAGCAGGAGUUUAUGCAGUUUCUGGGAUCGUUGGAGGGAUCGCAGGGUGGGCUGGUGGCUGGUUCGGUGGUCGGGAGUCGGUGUCGACGGAGGAGUAUGACCAGGAUGUUAAUACUGAUGUUUGGCUCGGUGAGAUUCCCAAACGACGCGACGCGAGGCCGCCUUUGGGGUGGGAUCUGAUUCCGUAUAGGCAACUUGCGCAAGUGCCCAGCGAUGCUAUGAAGAAGAAAUUGCAGGAACUGUUUGACAGCAUCGGCACAAAGAACCCGAUGCUCGUUGAAUACCGCGUGUCUCCCCAUGAAGGGCACGUACUUGGCAUACAUAUUCAUUCCUCCAUCUCUCCGCCACAUGAAGUUGCCCGAGUCUCGCUUCUCGAGAUCAGUCAUAUCCAUACUCCUGACCAUUUGCUGCAUGUCGUGCUGGCACCCCAGGACUGUAAACAAGUUAUCGAGAAGGGAUGGGGUGAGCGGCCGCAUCCAUUUAGCGGCGCUAGGAGGGACAUCAGUUUACCGAAAGAAUACCUGAUAAUUUAUGGGCCUCGAGAUGACGAAGAGCUUGCCGUCAUCGAGUGUAUCCUCAAAGCGGGUGUUGGGUAUAUGACUAAUAGUCGUGAGGUUGUUUGAAGCAGUCGAUGGAUGUAGUCAUAACAGGUGGUAACUUGGUCAUUAUUUUCAAUGUGUACAGUUUCUGAGUUUGAAUGUAUGUUCUACUUCUUCAUCCAUGUCGGUCUAAUGUCACCCCCUUUCAAACAACUCCGGCCAAAUAAGACGCCUCUGGAGGACAACGUAGAAAUCGAGAGAAGAUCAGUAUGUAUCUGCCUCCUUUCUGAGCUCCGCGCACUUGCUCAAGAUACCUACAGGAACGCAUCGCCGGAUCUCAGUAAAAUCCUAC